AUGGGCCAAGAAGCCUCCAAACCAAAACCCGGCACCCGCCUCCAAGUAAUCGGCGCAGGCCUCCCCCGCACCGGCACCGCCUCCCUCGCCAAAGCCCUCGAAAUCCUUCUCGACGACGACAGCGACAGCGGGGCCGGCGCCCCCGUCCACCACGGCGGCACCCAAGUCACCCGCGGCCCGGAAUCCGAAAUCCGCUCCUGGAUAACCUGCCUCGCCCACACGCCCAUCCGCGGCCCCCUUGACGAGAAAAUCGUCCUCGACACCCUCCGCCACCACUUCUCCGACGGCUACGCCGCCGUCGUCGACGUCCCCGGGAUGCUCUUCACCGAAGAACUCGCAGCGCUGCACCCAUCCGCGCUCGUCAUCUGCACCGUCCGCGACCCGGAAGCGUGGGUGCAAAGUAUCCGGCAAACAGGCCAGCGGAGCCUCCAGAUCUUCCUCUCGUUUGCGCUGUUCUUGCUGCCUACGAUGCGGUGGUUCCCGCGGUAUAUCGACGCGAUUCCCAACGGUCGGUGGGGGGAGCUGUUCCCCGCGCGGGAGGGGGAGGGGGUCUUGCCUACGCGCGAGGUGUGGGAUUCGCAUCAGGCUUGGGUGAGGAGGGUUGUGGACGCGGAGAGGUUGGUGUUUUAUGAUGUCAAGGAGGGGUGGGGUCCGUUGUGUGAGGCGUUGGGGAGGCCGGUGCCUGGGGUGCCGUUUCCGAGGGUGAAUGAUGGGGAUGCGAUUGAUGCGUUUGCGAGGGAGCAGAUUGUCAAGGGGUUGGUGAGAUGGGCUGUGGUGUUGGCGGGGUUUGCUGUUGUUGGUGGUGGAUGGUGGUGGACGAGGUGA
Messenger RNA from Colletotrichum godetiae, 825 nucleotides. RefSeq lists its product as uncharacterized. The record is from RefSeq and is a predicted model, not a curated record. Bases 1 to 825 code for a protein of 274 amino acids. The transcript has a single exon. Lineage: Eukaryota; Fungi; Ascomycota; Sordariomycetes; Glomerellales; Glomerellaceae.